GAUUUGUGGCUUUUCUGAUUACAUUUGUCAGGUUUACGCUACACAAACGUACAUAUACGUACGUUUUAAAAACAACAAGAACAACAUGAACAGAAAAGCAAAGGAAGCUAAUACAAAUUUCGCUCUGUCCGCCCGGAGACCUGCUCGCGCUUGCGCAGUGUGCAGGAAGUCGCGUCGAGCGUAGAUCUCCAAACCAUUCCCCUCUACUGCUGGAGUGUCCGCUCGCAAUCUGUUGCGAGAAACUUCACCAGCAGGAAGCAUGCAAGCUGAGGCCACAGACACCUCACUGAAAGAGGGCAUAGAGGUUCUGAACAUGAAGGACUCAGAGGAAGCUGCUGAGGGCAAAGAGGACGAGGACAGCACGAAGCAACCGGAUACGGAGAUGGCAGAGGAGGACGACGCAACAGCCAAGGAGGAUACAGAUGGGAACACAGAUGCAGUGGGAGGAGAGGCGGAGCAGGAUGAAUCUCAGGCAGACACAGGGGUGGAGGCUGAAGAUGGAAAACAGAAAGCCGAAGAGGCGGACGGUGACUGGGAGCUUCCGUACAGCGACGAGGAAAUGGAGGACCCCAAAAACUGGAUGCCUCCUCCCGCAGAGAUCAAAAGACUCUAUGAGCUCCUCGCUAAAGGAGAUAUGCUGGAAUUGAACUUUGUGCCCCUUCCUAGAAGGCCCCCCACGCCUGAACAGACCUCUUCGCCCGAAAGAGACGAAGAGGAGGAGGCAGCCAAGGAACGGGAGAGGCAGGAGAGGGAACGCAAGCCUCCAACUCCAACUGAGUUUGACUUUGAUGAGGAGCAAAUGCAAACGACUCCAAAAAAUGCCUUCCUAAGCCGGCGCAGGACUCCUGGAUCUUCUGCCCGCUCCUCUGUUAAAAGGGAAGCUCGGCUGGACAAAGUAUUGUCAGACAUGAAGCGCCACCGCAAGAUUGAGGAGCACAUCAUGCGCACAGGAAGAGAUCUCUUCAAGAGUGACAAGAAGCUGGAGGAAGCCCUUUCUCCAAACAGCCAGAGGGAGCGGGAGAAGGAGAGGGAACGGGACAGCAACCCCAACACCAUCUUCUCACCACGACAGAGGAGAUACUGAUGGUUUCUUUUGAGACAAGGACUUGCCCAAAGGCAUCUAAAGCCAAGCAUUUCCCUGAGGCUUUCUAAAAAACUUGAAUUUUUUUUAAUGUAACAAGUUUUGUAUGUUUUAUGUGUUUUGUAUGAUGGCAAUAAAAAUUUUAACCCUGGAGGACGUCCC
Haplochromis burtoni (Burton's mouthbrooder) is the source of this 1243-nucleotide messenger RNA. RefSeq names its product PAXIP1 associated glutamate-rich protein 1 (gene pagr1). Bases 260 to 1084 code for a protein of 274 amino acids. NCBI's taxonomy places the organism in Eukaryota, Metazoa, Chordata, Actinopteri, Cichliformes, Cichlidae. The record is from RefSeq and is a predicted model, not a curated record. The transcript is spliced from 5 exons.